CCCCCAGACCACCACCACUAUCCAUCCACCCAUUCUUUCCUUCUCAAUCAUUUCCCAUUUCCCAUCUCGACUGGCCGAAAAUGUAAGUGCGUUUUGGCGUGCAGCAGAAGCAGCAUGACGGUUCAUCGCCCAUUGACUUUGGAGUUUGUGGCAUCCUCGGCCGCAGUUUCCCAACUGCAGCAUCCGACGCCAUGCGUGAUCCCCUAGCACAAUACAUCUGCAUCUUGUCUCUCAACUUGUUUCCGGUUCUAUCCCGCCAUCCUUUUGCAAGUUGCCGCCCUGCGUGUCUCACACAUCUACGUCUUUCUUUCUUUGUUGGUCUAUUUUUGUCUCUCUUGCCUUAUGGGGCUGGGCAGACGUCCUUCCUAUGUCGGCCUACGGGCUCGGCUCGCGUUCCAAAUCCCUGGGCAACCUGCUUUCGGCCGGUGCAUCUCCUGUUGGUCGUUAAGCUAGGUCGUAGACUCACCAGAUCCGGGUACAAUGCCUUGAUCAACGCUGCAAAGUGCGACCGCGGCUACAUCAUCGUUUUCUCGGCCCGUCAGCUUCACGCUUCUGAACAAGACCAGGAGCUCGACCGACAACGUCGGGUAUUCAAGCAGCGAGCGGCGCGACCUGACUCUGACAGCAUGUACUGCAAGGCUCUGCUCUGCAUCUUGGUCCUGCCCUGCGCCGUCCGAGGCGCUACUGUCUCUCGCACGUCCGCUCUCACGACGACGGCUCUCCAAGAGGCACAGUUCGUCCCGGCCCACUCACCCGCGACCCAGGCUGGCUUCCUGGCCCCGGCCGCAUCGUGCCCUUUCUGCCUUCAUAGUACCCAACACAGCACCUCGGCCAAGGCUCCAACCACUAACGAUCAUUUCGGCAGCUUUGAUGGACAGUGUUUCGCGAGACAGUACGAAACAGAACCCAAAAGGCGCUUCUCCAGCAUUUGGCUUCAGUCUUGGGGCUCUGAGUCACUGACAGCUGCCUGCGAUACUGCGUACCUAGUUACUAACCCGGUAGGCGCAGAAAAGCAAAGCGACCCAAAGCAACCCAAUUUAACUAACAAUAACCUCCACCGAGCCCAGAUGCUGGAUCUUGCCGAACUUCCAUCGGUCGACUCCAUCGGUCCAACGACCAGCCAUUCAUCUGUCCUCCCCCAUGCGGCCAUGCCCCAUGCCAAUCCCAUCUUCAGGGACUGGUGGAUCACGGUGGCUUCCGGAUACUCUGUCGAUACUUACCGCCCAAAACUAUCCCCAGCCCCCAUGCGGUACUCCGCGGCACAGUACAACCACGCCACACUCUGCGAAUACGUACCCGUCGUCAAGGACCCCUUCGCAAUGCCAUCAAGCCUGCUCCAGCCUACUCCAGCCAAUGCCGGGUUCAUCCCGUUUCCAAAAUUAGCACCGAAUCCUCUUUUCUUUCCAUCAUGCAGGGACGCACAGCGCCCGUUUCCCCCUCCCCAAGUCAGAAUGUCGUCUUAUCUUGCCUCACCCGGACUUGUUUUGUGGUUGUCCAACGAUGUGAGAGUGGCAUUUGCGGAGAGGAUUCGCCUCCGACGCGUCGCUGGCAUCAUUCUUGUGGCUGCAACCGCACCUCGCGUUACUCUACUGUAUCCGUCCUGA
Colletotrichum destructivum is the source of this 1604-nucleotide messenger RNA. RefSeq lists its product as uncharacterized. Lineage: Eukaryota; Fungi; Ascomycota; Sordariomycetes; Glomerellales; Glomerellaceae. The transcript has 4 exons. The record is from RefSeq and is a predicted model, not a curated record. Bases 192 to 1604 code for a protein of 470 amino acids.